CCUUUUUAAGCCUUCCUCCGAGGCGCAAAGAGAUGAGGUUAACUGCGCGACUCAUGAAGGUGUUCAUCACCCGGAGGAUUCCCCCCGAGGGGCAGGCCCUGCUGGCCCAGGCCGGAAUUUCUGAAGUAGAACAGUGGGAGUCAGAUGAGCCCAUACCGAGAGAGGACCUGCUGAAAGGAGUGGCUGGAGCGCAUGGCAUUCUUUGCCUUUUGUCUGACAGAAUGGAUAAACAACUCCUGGAUGCCGCAGGAUCCAAUCUCAAAGUAGUCAGCACCCUCUCCGUGGGACUUGACCAUCUUGCCCUAGAUGAAAUUAAAAAGCGAGGGAUCCGCGUGGGCUACACGCCAGACGUCCUGACAGAUGCCACGGCAGAGCUCGCAGUGGCCUUACUGCUCAGCACCAGCCGCCGGCUGCCAGAAAGCAUUCAAGAAGCAAAGAAUGGUGGCUGGACUUCAUGGAAGCCUCUCUGGAUGUGUGGCUACCAGCUCUUGAACAGCACAGUUGGAAUUAUCGGCCUGGGAAGAAUAGGCCAAGGUAUUGCCCGUCGCCUAAAACCAUUUGGCGUCCAGAAAUUUUUAUAUACUGGACGUCAGCCCAGACCCAAGGAGGCAGCCGAGUUCCAAGCAGAGUUUGUUCCUCUUGAGCAGCUAGCAACCCAUUCAGACUUCGUUGUGGUAGCUUGUGCUUUAACCCCUGAAACCCAGGAGCUCUGCAACAAGAACUUCUUCCAGAAAAUGAAGAAAACGGCUGUGUUUGUCAACAUAAGCAGGGGAGAUGUGGUGAACCAGGAAGACCUUUACCAGGCCUUGGCUAAUGACCAGAUUGCAGCAGCUGGGCUAGAUGUCACAAGCCCUGAGCCCCUGCCCACAAACCAUCCUCUCUUUUCACUGAAGAACUGUGUGAUUCUACCACAUAUUGGAAGUGCUACUUAUGGAACCCGAAACACUAUGUCAGUAAUUGCAGUCAAUAACAUGUUGGCUGGCCUAAAGGGGGAGCCAAUGCCAAGUGAAUUCAAACUGUGAAGACGAAACAAGAAGAAUCUCACAAUUGAGGAAGAAUUAAUAAGAUAAUUAUUAUAUUUUCACUUCUGCUAAACAGAAGUGUGUUACUUUCACUGGAAUGUGUAUGCUGUCAUAAAUAAAACAAACAGUGGGGAACCA
Molecule: messenger RNA, 1160 nt
Organism: Phascolarctos cinereus (koala)
Lineage: Eukaryota; Metazoa; Chordata; Mammalia; Diprotodontia; Phascolarctidae
Gene: GRHPR
Product: glyoxylate and hydroxypyruvate reductase
Cellular component (GO): cytosol
Molecular function (GO): hydroxypyruvate reductase (NADH) activity; glyoxylate reductase (NADPH) activity; NAD binding
Source: RefSeq, a predicted model, not a curated record